AUGGAGGCUUUGAACAGUGUGGCAAACUCAGCACCAAGUGUCGGAGCCAGUUCUUUAGUCACAGAUGCAAAUUCUGCUCUCUCUGGUGGUCCCCAUUUGCAGAGAAGUGCCAGUGUUAACACAGAUUCAUACUUACGAUUGCCUGCAUCACCUAUGUCAUUUACUUCAAAUAAUAUCUCUGGGUCAUCAGUGAUUGAUGGUUCCUCUGUAGUACAACAGAGCUCUCAUCAAGAACAAAAUGCUCAACAAUUGCAGCCUAAUCAGCAGCAGCCGCAUGGUGCUUCAAGUGCUACAUCUUUGCCUGCAUCUCAAACUGGUCUUUCUCCCCUUCAAAUGAGUGCACAAGUCCCAGGAUCUUUCAUUCAAGAUCCAAAUAAUAUGUCUCAUUUGUCAAAGAAACCUAGACUGGAUAUCAAACAGGAAGAUAUAAUGCAGCAACAGGUUCUUCAGCAGAUUCUUCAGAGACAAGAUUCCAUGCAAUUACAGGGUCGUAAUCCACAGUUACAGGCUUUGCUUCAACAGCAGCAGAGACUGAGACAACAGCAAAUGUUUCAGUCGAUGCCACAAUUACAACGAGCGCAGUUGCAACAGCAGCAGCAACAACAACAGCAACAAAUGCAAUUGAGGCAGCAAUUUCAGCAACAAAUGAUGCAGCCCUCUUCUGCUGUCAAGCGUGCAUAUGACAGUAGUGUUAGUGGGGUUUGUGCACGUCGAUUGAUGCAGUAUCUCUAUCAUCAAAGGCAACGGCCAAAUGAUAAUAGUAUUGCCUAUUGGAGAAAAUUUGUUGCGGAAUAUUACUCUCCUCGUGCAAAGAAACGGUGGUGCUUGUCAUUAUAUAGCAACGUUGGGCAUCAUGCACUUGGUGUUUUCCCCCAAGCAGCUAUGGAUGCAUGGCACCAUAUCUCCUUUUUAGGAACAGAAAUUGGAAAUGGUUGUAGUUCAAAAAUUGUGAAGAACAUGAGUGCCUAUUGUCUUCAACGAUUGAGUUGUUUGAAAGGGUUGAGCCCUUUCGGGGCCGCGUGA
Molecule: messenger RNA, 1023 nt
Organism: Cajanus cajan (pigeon pea)
Lineage: Eukaryota; Viridiplantae; Streptophyta; Magnoliopsida; Fabales; Fabaceae
Source: RefSeq, a predicted model, not a curated record